Molecule: messenger RNA, 2262 nt
Organism: Linum tenue
Lineage: Eukaryota; Viridiplantae; Streptophyta; Magnoliopsida; Malpighiales; Linaceae
Source: the annotation of a GenBank genome assembly
GAAAAAUCCCCAACUGCGUCCUUCUCAGGCGCGUAAAGCGAACUCUACCGUCCACCUUUCUUCUUCACCGACAGCGAUUUUCGCUUCACUUCCACUCCUUCCUACUUUGGCAUCGCCGUCUCAACUUCGCAGCCCACAACCAUUCGCCUCUCCAGCUCUCUCUCCCCCUUCGAAUCCGCGGGAUUCCCUCCGUUGGCUGCUCUCCCGCGUCUCUUGUGGACAGCCAGCCAUGGAGAUAACCUACCGAAGUCGCCUUUUCACCCUCCUCUUUCUCGGGCAUUCCUUCUUCUCAGCCCGGGCCUCCAUCCACAUCUACGACACCCAACCCUUCAGCGAAGUGGGAAAUGCUUUCCUUCUCUCCGGAGGCAGCGAAGGCAUUGUCGCCUCCUCCGCCGCCGCCGGUCUUCCUCCUUACACUGUCGAUUCUUCGUCCUACGCCAUUCCGCGAUCCAUCAAUGAUGGCCGCUCCUACAUCCGGUUUGAGAAUAUUUCUUUCUGGAGGACUAAAGACGCAGCUGAUGAGGAUCCAGAUAUGGAUCACGACACGGGACUGGUUCAGGUUGUCAUUUUUGAGGCUGCUGAUCGGAACAGUAUUGGUGGUUCUGCGUAUGGUGGACAGAGGUCCAUCUGUUGCACCCCUGACCUUGCUAAGCUGGAAGGUUGCAAGGAAGGUCGAGUGAUUAGGAUGCCUUCUGCAACUGACAUCAACUGGCCAAUAGUUUUGGAUGUGAACUUCAGAGGCGACGACUUGUUUACCAAGCUUAAAGAUGAGGAUGUGUACAUCACCAAAACAGGGAUGUAUAACUUGUUCUUUGUUGCAUGCGAUUCAAAGCUUAAGGGACUUGUGAUGAGUGGGAAAACGAUUUGGAAGAAUCCCGAUGGUUAUUUGCCUGGUAGGAUGGCACCUCUAAAGAAGUUUUAUGUGCUUAUGUCUGUUGCAUAUUUGCUGCUCAGCUUGACUUGGUUCACCCAGUACCUGAGGUUUUGGAAGGAUAUUUUGCAACUUCAGCAUUGCAUCACGGCUGUUAUAGCAUUGGGACUAUUUGAGAUGGUUCUUUGGUAUGCCGAGUAUGUGAAUUUCAACAGCUUAGGUGUCAGGCCAGUUGCAAUCACUACUUGGGUUGUGACCAUUGGAGCUGUAAGGAAAACGGUUUCGCGUCUUCUCAUACUCUCCGUUUCAAUGGGUUAUGGUGUUGUGCGCCCAACCCUUGGCGGUCUUACCUCAAAGGUGCUUCUUCUUGGGCUAACUUACUUUUUGGCAUCUGAGUUACUGGAUAUAACCGAGUAUGUUGGAACCAUUAAUGACAUAUCGGGAAGAGCAAGGCUGCUUCUAGUACUUCCUGCCGCCUUCCUUGAUGCAUUCUUGAUAUUGUGGAUAUUCACUUCUCUUCAGAAAACGUUAGAACAGUUACAGUCGAAGAGAAGCUCUGUCAAGUUGGAUAUCUAUAGGAAAUUCUCCAAUGCAUUAGCCGUUACGGUUAUUGCUUCAGUUGUUUGGAUAGCUUAUGAGGUAUACUUCAAAGCAACCGAUCCAUUCAAUGAACGUUGGCAAAGUGCCUGGAUCAUCACUGCGUUCUGGGACCUUCUUACACUAGUACUGCUCUGUGUCAUUUGCUAUCUGUGGGCUCCAUCUCAAAACUCUCAAAGAUAUGCUUACUCAGAGGAGGCAGGAGAAGAAUCUGACGAGGAAGCUCAGUCUCUAACCAGGGGAAUGCCGGAUGGCGAUAUAAGUUUAGUGGAAAGCAAAGAGAAGAAUGGUAACCACCACAUAAAUGCCUUUGAUGAGGAAGAUGUGCUGGAAGAAGAUAAGAGAGAAUGAAUGAUCAAAAUUAUACACCAUUCUUUUGCCUUCAAUUACACCUAGGCAAUCCUCUUGAAGCCAUCUUUCCACUUGAAUCUGCCAAAAGCCCCCGAUAGAGAACUGUUCAAUAGUAUCUAUCACUAUUCUGUAGCAGACGGUACCCACCCCUUCCAUCUCCGUGUACCAUCAUGUUUGUUGUACUUGUACUCCAAUCUUCUGAGCUGGGAUUUGGGAGAGUUGCCCAUUCUGUAAAUAACCUAAAUAUCAGCAUUCUGAGAUGGGGGUAUUCUGCUCUGAAAAUCAUCUGUAAAAGCUCCAGAGGUUCAUCCCCCCCCCUGUUGGAUUGUACCAUUUUGUCACCUAGCAGCAUUGUACUGUGUUCGUCGCAUCAUUGUUUCACCAAUCAUCUUAGCAGAUUGUUAUUCCAUCCACUUCAUAGAUCUGCAAGAAAUGUGGUAUGU